GCUUUCCGCAAGCUUCAUCCCAAUCGGCGACUUAUCUUACGUUGCAGGUAUAUGAGAUACAAGGAUGCGACGUUCAACAACUACGAAUGCAGCUUUCAAUGUUUUUACAUCCAGUCCAUCCACACUUAUCGCUAUCCCUUCUGGCUUUGGACUUACUGGGCCUUGAGCCCAUUUGAUUCAAUAAGGUCCCUGAUCUCGCUGUUGUAUCAAUGAAAUUGAGGGGUUUCCUUGAUUCUGCUACAACCUGGUUCCAGCCAUUCGAUACCUCCCUAUCCAAAGCUGACACCAUGGAAAUUCUCGUUGGGACCAUGAUUCCGUACGUCAAGGCGUUCACCACCUCGCAAUGCUUGCCUCUGCACCCUCUUUUUGAUCUCUGGCAUGACGUCACGAGUUCUAUGUCGUGGAAUAUGCCAGAAGACCAACUAUUUCCACUGGUGGAUUUAUGGCGAAUAGCACUCCUGGACGAAAAGGUCUCCUCUUGGUGUGCCGAUCGUAAUGGUCUCGACAGCCCCCUUGUGCUGCUGUUGUCCAAGGCGUGCGAAUGGUCUUCAAAAAAGUAUCUGUUGGCACUCCUUCGUAUGCUCUCCAACGCAUUCAGUAACAGGGCUUUGGGAUGGAAAAUUCUCUUGUCAGCCCAAAACAAUCUCGCCAUCCUGCUGGAACAUACUUUGGUUCAUGAAGACACUGGUGUUCGGAAAAGCGCGUCGAGCUUGACUUUCAAUACCUUUGCGCAUCUGCAAGAGCUCAGAAUAGAGAAUUUAUGCAAGGGCGAUGAAGAAGGAGCUGAUCAUUUGGAGAUGGACAUAUCGAUGACUCUGCUAAAUGCAGAAUGGGAAGCGUCGAUUGCAUGCGCGGUCCUUGCGGCUAUCGAAUACGAGAGCGAUGGUGACACAGGUAUUAUUGGUUGUCCUUUAUUCAUGUUUGCGAUUUAUUUAUCACUUUCCGACAGUCCACCGCCAAGUCGCAGCAUUAGGACUGAUUGUGCGUUUUUCCCCUUUCAUCGAUCACUUGUUGCCACUUCUCGGAGCCUUGCACGCUCAAAGGACUCUAAAGAACAAGUUCAGAGGAAACGGGAGGAAUUGGAAUAUGAAGGAAACCGCGUGCGUGCUUUUGCAGGAAGUCGCUGAUAAAUUGUGCCCUCCGAGUAUUUCGAUUUGAAUAAUGGUAUUGAUGUUCUUUCUUCAUAAGCCCAUCG
This is a messenger RNA of Suillus subaureus, 1195 nucleotides long. RefSeq lists its product as uncharacterized. Lineage: Eukaryota; Fungi; Basidiomycota; Agaricomycetes; Boletales; Suillaceae. The record is from RefSeq and is a predicted model, not a curated record. Bases 210 to 1127 code for a protein of 305 amino acids. The transcript has 2 exons.